Molecule: messenger RNA, 1163 nt
Organism: Dipodomys spectabilis (banner-tailed kangaroo rat)
Lineage: Eukaryota; Metazoa; Chordata; Mammalia; Rodentia; Heteromyidae
Gene: Cfap263
Product: coiled-coil domain containing 113
Exons: 9
Coding region: 33-1163 (376 amino acids)
Biological process (GO): cilium assembly
Cellular component (GO): ciliary basal body; axoneme
Source: RefSeq, a predicted model, not a curated record
CUCUAGACGCGGUCCAGGGCCGCUUGAGCAGCAUGAUGACUGAUGAUGAGAGCGACAGCGGCCUCACGGACUCCCAGGGGAGCGAGGAGAACGACCUGCCUGUUAUCCAGCUGUGCGGGCUGGUGGAUGAACUCAGCUAUGGGAAUUCAGCUCUCAGAACGGAGACAGAGAUGUUUGAGAAAUAUUACUCUAAACUGGAGCCUGGGGAUCACCGGCCUCCCCGGUUAUCAGACAUCAAAAUUUCUGCAGCCGAUCUUGCACAGUUUCGAAGCAGACGGAAAUCCAAGGCCCGCAUGGACCGCUUGGCAGGCCUGGCUGUAGACCAAAAACUUGAGCUUGUACAAAGGGAGCUGGAAGACACAAAGGAUGAAAUAAGGCAUAUGAGAGCCAAUGCUGAACGGGACCUGCAGGAUCAGGAGGCCAUCAUCGAAGAAGCUGAAAUUCGAUGGACUGAAGUUCAGAGAGCAGUGCAUGACUUUGAAAAAGAUAUUCUAAAAACCAUAUCCAAGAAGAAAGGCAGUAUUUUGGCCACUCAAAAAGUAAUGAAGUACAUAGAGGAAAUGAACCGCCGGAGGGAUAAUAUGAAGGAUAAAUUAUGUUUGAAAAAUGUUUCUCUCAAAGUUCAGAGGAAAAAAAUGCUUUUACAAUUGCGACAGAAGGAAGAGGUGGGCGAGGCCCUCCACGAUGUUGAUUUUCAGCAGUUGAAGAUUGAAAAUGCUCAGUAUGUAGAGACAAUUGAAGCGAGGAAUCAAGAGCUGAUCCAGCUGAAGCUGGCCGCUGGAAGCACUCUGCAGACCCUUAAUGCAUACAAAAGCAAGCUUUACCGGGCAAUGGAACUGAACAUCAACCUGGACAAGGAGAUCAUAACGAGAACUGAACUACUUGAAAAAAUUGAAAAAGAAACCCUACAGGCCGAGGACGACCGGUCCAGUGCUGAGUCUCAGAACAAGCAGUUGAGGAAGCAGCUAGCUGAGUUCCGGGCGCCACCAGUGAUGAUGUACGUCAAGGAAAAGAUCCUAAUUGGGGACCUAGAGAAGACCAUCAAGAUGUGGGAGAGGAAAGUGGAGAUUGCAGAGAUAUCCUUAAAAGGCUAUCGCAAGGCUUGGAAUAAAAUGAAAACCAGCAAUGAGCAGAUGCAGGCGACAGGCCCUCCUGCGAAAUAA